Molecule: messenger RNA, 440 nt
Organism: Phyllostomus discolor (pale spear-nosed bat)
Lineage: Eukaryota; Metazoa; Chordata; Mammalia; Chiroptera; Phyllostomidae
Gene: SMIM4
Product: small integral membrane protein 4
Exons: 3
Coding region: 141-440 (99 amino acids)
Source: RefSeq, a predicted model, not a curated record
UCGUUCGGCCAGCGCCGCCGCCGGGCUGGGCCCGGACAGGCAGGACGUCUCGGUUCCACCCGGGAGCCUCAGUACUGUAGCUGAGGCAGCUCCCGUCGUUCCUGGUUCUGCCUGACUCCUCUCCACGACCUCGGUCCGGCAUGUUUUCCAGGGCCCAGGUGAGGCGGAUUCUGCAGCGGGUGCCCGGAAAGCAGCGAUUCGGCGUCUACAGGUUUCUGCCCUUCUUUUUUGUCCUGGGAGGAACGAUGGAGUGGAUCAUGAUUAAAGUGCGCGUGGGCCAGGAGACCUUCUAUGACGUCUACCGCAGAAAAGCAUCAGAAAGACAGUAUCAGAGAAGGCUGGAAGAUGCAUCAGAGACUGAAUGUCAACAGUCAAUAAACACUACCUACAGCAAGCUCAGAGGCACAGCCCAGAGCUGGACUGAGCGUGAAGACCAAUGA